Populus nigra (black poplar) is the source of this 1120-nucleotide messenger RNA. RefSeq lists its product as uncharacterized. The transcript has 2 exons. The record is from RefSeq and is a predicted model, not a curated record. NCBI's taxonomy places the organism in Eukaryota, Viridiplantae, Streptophyta, Magnoliopsida, Malpighiales, Salicaceae. The coding region runs from base 238 to 762 and encodes 174 amino acids.
UCGAUCCGAGCAGAGCAAAAUCAAAUCCACGAAAAGAAGAGAGAGAGAGGAGGAGGGUGGAAAGAAUUUGGUGGAAUCGUCCAGCGAUGAUUAAUCAAACACCAAAAAUAAAAUGCCCGUUAUGAUAUUUUCUGCCUUUUGAUUUUGCAAGAAAGAAGACAAAUAGCAUAGCAGAGUGGGAUAGAAGAUUGGCACACAGAAAAAAAAAGAAGCAAAAAUCUGGAGAAAAGUGUUGAAAUGGUUGAUGCCAUGGAACAUCGUACUGCAGACAGAGAGAUGUCUGACGUUACGGCGGCGCAGCAGCAUCAAGUCCCAAAUGACAACAACGUUCGAGAGAUGCUUACAUUGGCUCGCCAACUCAUCAAUCAAGGCAACCCUUCUCAAGCUCUCCAAGCGGUGGUCAUGGCAAUGAGAACCAAAGGUGGGGAUCAAGCUGUAUUUCAAUCCUUGCACCGUGCUCGUGAGCUGUAUUUGAACAGAUUGCAAGAGAGCACUAAUGUUGAUCAUCUGGCCUCUUUGUUUGCUGAAUGUGCAAUUGCUGAGGCCCAGCCUUUACAAGAUGAACAAACACCACUUAAUGGAGGUGACCAAUCACCUUCAGCUGUACCCGAAGUUCAUGUAAACUCCAUACUUGCAGAAACAGGCAGGACGCAAAUUGUGUUGGAUGCAUUCUCAGAUGGGAGCAGUUUCAUCUGCCUUCACUGUGGUGGUCUCGUAAGUAAUUAUCGCAAAGACGAGCACUAUGCAUUCUGGUGUGGUUGACUCUGAAGCUCAUGAAUGUGGAACGAGUUUUUGCUCCUUGAUGCAGUGCUGCUUGACAUGCUUGAUUAACUUACCACUUUCCUGUAUUGUGAUGCAGUGCUCCCCGACAUGCAUGAUUAGCACACUGCUUUCCUUAUUUACUGCACUGAACUGCAUGGUUGCUUUACUCGAUGAAAUUUCUUCUUAUAUGCCCGAUGUUAUCAUUACCAACCAAAACAUCAAAUGCUUGACUUGAGAUACAGAGGUCCGGUUUUGGUUUAGAUUGAAAAGAAAUGUACCAUUGUAAAACUUCUUGCAGAAGGCUUUUACUAUUUAGUGGUUAAACCAUCAAAGAAAUGACGACGACGAUGUGGAUCAA